This is a messenger RNA of Dalotia coriaria, 2791 nucleotides long. Its product is annotated as caldesmon. The record is from RefSeq and is a predicted model, not a curated record. Lineage: Eukaryota; Metazoa; Arthropoda; Insecta; Coleoptera; Staphylinidae.
UUUUGAAGUUUGUCAUCGUACGUGUGUACCGGUUGAAGGAGUUCCCUCCAUUUCUUAUCUUGUGCGCGUGUGAAUUGUGUCUUAUUACGAUCUACUGUUUCUCUUAAAUUAAUUUUAAUCCACUGUUGGUUCUCAUUUAAACCAUGGCUUCAUUUACGAAUAAGUUAAUGAAUAUUGAGAAUGAAAUCCACUCAGAUUUCACUAAAGAAUUCUCCAACCUUAAUUUGAUUGAUGUACGCAGCAAAAAUGCCAUGUUAUUGAAACUCAUCGCCAACCCAAAAUCUGCAGAUGCUACUAGUGUGAUUGAAGGUAUGCUGAAGGAAUUCAAAAUAAGAAAUCAAGAGGCUGGACCCAAAUCAACAAAGAAAAAGGCUUCUGAAAAGGAAAAUAUUGAUAUUAAUGCAACAAACAACACCAAUAACACAAAUCAAUCCUCACAAAUCAUCACAAAUAGCAACUUGAAUUCAACAAAUAAAAAUGAUGAGACAUUUGAAUCUGGCCGUCCACGCCGUCAAGCAUACACACAUGCAUCUGAAAGACUGACGCAACAAGUGAAUGUGUCCUUAAAGGACAAAAUUCGUCGGGAUGUAAAUAUCAAAACUGAACGCAUUAGUGUAGCUUCUUCGGAAUCAAUUCCAGUAAAAAAUGUAAAACAGGAACCGAUUGAGAUGCCACCGCCAGCAGCCUUACCCAAGCGUGGUGGUCGUAAAAAGAAGGAACCCACCAUCAAAGUCGAACGAGCCAGCACCCGUACAACACGCAUGCGAAAUACAAACGUCCCAGCAGAAGUGGACGACAAUGCAAACAUGGACUCUGAUGUGGUUUUGGUGCAAGAUAAUAUUGCAACCAUAUCACUCGACAGUGUUGAUGAAGAAGUAAUCCCGACUGAAGAAGAGCUCGAAGUCGACGAGGCAGUUGAAUCAGCAACUGAAUCGAAAACAGAUUCUCCACCUGCAUCUGCAAACAAGAAAAAGGCGCGUAGUCGGCAGAAGACUGAAUCAGCGACGCGAACUAAGAAAACAUCGAAGCGAUCCAGAAGUCCAUCAUCCGAAACAAAGAAAACUACGAGUCGGACAAGGCGUAGCAAAAGGAAGAAGUCUACUCCUAGUAAAUCCACUGAUACAUCAUUGUAUGAGGAUGCUGUGGAACCUCCGGCGGGUGAAAUUAUCCCUGCGGAAUCACCAAAACAUUUAGAACAUGAUGAUGAAAUUGUCGUUCAAUUACCGACUGUGGCAUUGGAUAGAUUGAGCAAGGAUGUUUUAUCCAGUAUUGAGCAUAAUCCGAAUGCGACAAUCACCAUUUCAAAAACAGCCAUCAUGAAUGAGACGGUUACGAUUCAAGCAGGUAAUCCGUCAGGUCAUCCGACCACGAUGGUGUUGAAUUCUACUGUUACAAUAUCUAAGCCUACACAGAAAGAAACACUGCCGACUGUUGAUGAUAUCAUGACUGAUGAUGAGUCGGAUAUUGAGGAGAAACCACCGGUGCCUGUAACUAAAAAAGUCGGCAAACAGUUGUUUAAUCCAUUUGAGAACAGUCCGGUGAAGAAAAUGGAAGCGUUUGAGAAACUUGGCGCUAAAGCUGUUGAACCUACAACUACAAGAGUAACCAGGACUAAAUCACGACAGAAGGCCAAGGCAGCCGAGGAAGCAAAGAAACUCGAGGAUGACACUGAUGAGAGUCCUACAGCGGGUAAGACUAAAAUCCCCGGUUUUGUUACGCCCGUUGCUUCGAAUCGUGCUUUACCGUCGAUGACUUCGGGCAAGUCGAAUUUGUCAAGUAGCGCGCAGAAAGCGCUCAGUGCUAUUAAAAUGUCCACCCAACACUUUAGGGACUACGAGCAGAAGCGUAAGGAAAAGGAAGCCGAGGCACAGAAGAAAAAGGACGCGUAUUUGCUUAAAUUAUCAGAGGAUAAGCGUCGCAAGCGUGAGGAGAAAGAGCAGAAAGCAAAGUUGCAACGUGCUGCGCUUGAGGAGGAAAAGAAGCGCGCUCUUGAGCAACAGUUGGCUAGGGAGGAGAGGCACAAGCAGCAGCUUCAAGAGAAACAAGAUCGUCUUAAUAAACAGCGGGAGGAUGCCGAAAAGCGACGUAUUCUUGCCAAGCAGAAGCAUGAAGAGUUGAAGAAAGAGGAGGAGCGUAAGCGUGCUGAUGAAUUGCGCGCGUUGAAGAAACGAGAGGAGGAUGAGAAGCGAAAGGCUGAGGAGGAUAAGCGGCAACAGGUGUUGAAGGCGCGCCAGAUACAGAAGGAACUUGAGAUGGCCGAGAGGCAACUGGCGUCGUUGCCGAAAUCAGUAGAGCCGCUGUAUAUGACUCAGAAGGCGCCAUUGAUGCCCACGCCCGAUUGUUAUGAUUCUGACGAUGAGGAUGCGCCUAAGAACAUCAAGUUGCAGCCGUGGAACUCACGGGAGGCGUUGCAUCCACGCUUACGUGCGAUGAGCUUCAUCGAUGCAAAGGUAAGCAAUACGUUGUUCUGUGUCAAGGCGCAGACGCCCAACUUGCAGGAGUUGUUCCCGAACUUGGAUCCGAAGAAACUGCGAAGAAAUUCCAGUGCCAUUUGGAAACAGGCGCCCAGGUUCACCAUGAUGCCAGAAUUAAAUGAAGAUUUCUGAGUUAGUAAGUUGUGUUCUGGUGGUCUGCAUAAUUCGCUCAUUUUUACUGUGCGAAUGACCUGAAAGCAUAACAUAUUGUUAUGAAGUAUAAGUGUGUCUAUUUUAUAUGUAAUUUUUAUUAUUAUGAGAAGUUGCAAAUGCUUCCUUCUUUUUAUCACUAAAAUAAAACAGAGAUUUAAAAAUAA